Molecule: messenger RNA, 1235 nt
Organism: Amoebophrya sp. A120
Lineage: Eukaryota; Dinophyceae; Syndiniales; Amoebophryaceae
Source: the annotation of a GenBank genome assembly
GCAGCGAAACAUUGCCGAUACGCUUCAGAAGACCGCUACCGAUCGUUCCAACGAUGGAGGUCCGGUAGAAGACGGAAAAUCCCAGUCAAAACUUGGUGGACCUCCGGGUGCCGUCGUGGCAUCGUCUUCUACUGCACACCUCGAGCAGGAGACAAACCAGCUGGCAGAAUCAGGAGAUGAACAAGACGAGGCCGCAGAUGAACCAGUCCGGCUCACCCUACCGGACAACGUUGCUAGCCAGCACGCCUGGUCUUUGGAAACUACGAAAAAUGCCCACUCGUUCCUGUUGCAAAACGAGGAGUGGCCAGACUUCCUGGAAAAACUCCACAGCGUGUCGUUCCCCCCAGUAGCUGCUACUCCGACGACUGUUCAAGAUCCGCACGAAAAAACACUGCUCGUUACCGACGAUGCAGCCGAACAGGAACACGAGGAUGAAGACGCUUCAAGGUCCUCGUCCGAUAGUGCGUCGGUACUGUAUCUGGCUCUGGCCCUCCAGAAACUUGCGGGACGGCUGGAGGCAGGCGUAGGCGUGACGCAAUCUUCUUCGAAAAAGACCGGUCGCCGCUCUACCCCGGCACCCUCCAAGUUCAUUCCGUUUCAACUGCGAUCCAUCAUCACAGAAGCUGUGAAAAGACACGUUGUGCACCGUACCCCAAUAGCGGUCGUUUCUCUCGCGGGAGAGGAAUCAAUAUGCACUGCAAAAGUAUCGUACUCGUAGUAAUUGCCGGAUGCAUGACAAAUCUCCUAUCUUAGGUGAAUCAGCAUUGCAAGUUCUAUUUUUCUUCUUGGAGAAAUUUGUCAUGCAAUUCCCACUAGUUGUACGAUACUUUUUCUUUUGCAAUGCAUAGUCCACAACUGAACCACCGCUGACAACCUGGACAACCUGGAAAAAGCCGACUUUCUGCGAGUCGGUUCUACGACAGUGCACAACUCCCGCCCCUCCCCCUCAUUUGUCAUGCAAAAUACCGAGUCCACAUCUUGCCUUGAAGGAUUCGGCGCAUGACAAGUUUUGGACGCCCAAACAGGACUACAUUCCAGGUGCGGAUUCAUUGUCAUGCAAAAGCUACACUUGUGGCAUUGCUUCUGUUGCUGCUCAUGCUAUAUAAAUGAGGGGGAGGGCAAGUUGUGCACUCUCAUAGAUUCGUUCGGUGCUACACAAACAGCAGAAAUUUAUCGUUGAGCAGGAAAGCGAAACGUUUGGAAAGGAGCAGCACGCCCUGCUCGGCUGCGCCCAC